Molecule: messenger RNA, 2595 nt
Organism: Euleptes europaea (tarantolino)
Lineage: Eukaryota; Metazoa; Chordata; Lepidosauria; Squamata; Sphaerodactylidae
Gene: DRC7
Product: dynein regulatory complex subunit 7
Exons: 17
Coding region: 1-2595 (864 amino acids)
Biological process (GO): flagellated sperm motility
Cellular component (GO): motile cilium
Source: RefSeq, a predicted model, not a curated record
AUGGAAGGUGUAGAAGAGAAGGACCAGAAAAUGCUGGAGAAAUUGGAGGAAGAAGAGGAGGAGGGCGAGGAGGAAGAAGAACUUAGCUCCUUUAAUAUCAAUGAUGAACUCCAUGACUUGGAAGACAAACUGUCACAAAUCCAAGUCCAUAUUCCUGAAGUUGUCUACGCAUUUGACUGGAGUUCUGUCGACACCUCCGGUUUGCCAGCAUCCUACAGGACGAAUUCUCCCAAGGAGCAGUUGCUGCUGCAGGUGGUUGAGAAUUUCCGCCAGCAGUACGUGCACCUCUGCCCCGACCGGGAGCCGCUUUUCCUGCACCCGGUGAAUGAAUGCAGUGUGGAAAAAUUUGUGAGUACUACGGUACGCCCGACCUUGCUCCCUUACUCCGAAUUGUAUGACUGGGAUAGCUGUGCCCGUUUUGUGUCUGACUAUCUCACUAUGGAGCCCCUUCCGUCUCCUAUUGCACCGCCCAGUUACCUGUACUCCCCGACCACGAUCCUGCGGUACCAGAGAGGGAACUGCUUUGACUUCAGCAACCUCCUGUGCUCUCUGCUUAUUGGUGCGGGUUACGAUGCCUACUGCGUGAACGGCUACGCCACCCGGGAGAUAUGCAUGAUGGAUGAGACCAAGGAAGUGUGCCCGCUUUUGCAAAAGGAAGCAGAGGUCACGGUGGAAGCCAUAAAACAGAAGCCCAAGAAGUACGCCGUCAAGCCUCUGCGGGACCUGCAGAGCAAAUAUGAACUACAUCAGGCGGCCAAGGAGACAGCGAAAGAGCAGGAAGCUGAGGAGAAGAAGCGGAAAGAAGAGAAAGAAAAGAUUGUGGAAGCUGAGAAGCCCAUUCCAGAUUCUCUGUACGGCCUGCGGGUCCAUGCCUGGGUUCUGGUCCUUUCAGGCAAGCGUGAAGUGCCAGAGAGCUUCUAUAUCGACCCUUUUACAGGAAGAAGCUAUGACACCAAGGACGAACUUUUCCUUGGCAUCGAAAGUGUCUGGAACCACCGGAACUACUGGAUCAACAUGCAGGACUGUUGGAACGGCUGCAAGGAUCUCGAGUUUGACCUUGGUGACCCGGUGCGAUGGGAGUUCAUGCUGCUGGGCACCGACAAGCCCCUGCUGUUACUGCCAGAAAUGGAGGAGGAGGAUGAAAAUGACGACGAAGUGGAAGACUUGAUGAAGGAAGAGGAAUCCAAGGCCUUCGACAUGCCAGCAUCUUGGGUUGAACCAAUCCGAAUAACUUCAAAAGAAUUUGAGGUGCGGUGUCCCCAAGGCAAAAAGGAGAUUUUGUACAAGAAUGCCAAGCUGGAGAAAUGGGCACCUUACCUGAACAAAAACGGGCUGAUCAGCCGUCUCACUCUCUAUGAGGAUCCAGAUUAUUCCAAAAUGCUGGAGGUGAAGGAAUGGUUCAAGAACCGAGAAGACAUGAUGGAGAGACGAGAACUGAAGAAGCAAACAGACGUGACUACAGAAUACUUUGCCCCUGGACAUGUGCAAGGUCUCAAAGCACACACCUACAAGACAAUGGAGCCCGAGACAGAGCGCACCAUGGAGUUCUACAGCGAGACACGGGUGGACGGCCUUCAGAAACGAGUCGAAACGCCCACAGACAUGAUAGAAUAUUUUGAAGGGCGAUCAGAUUUCCUGCGGUACCGGCACACUGAGUUUGGCAAGCGAACAAAGAAACCGGCCAACAACACACAGGUCAACACAGAAUCCAAUGCCCGACCGAUUGUGAAAAUCACAGAGCGAUUCCACAGGAAUCCAGAGAAACCAGCAGAUCAAGAUGUGGCCGAGCGCAUCUUUUUGAUCUCAAAGGAAAAAAUCCUCUUGACCUAUCACUACAAGCAGAACUACAUCACUGCCUCAAAGAGGGAGUUCAACAAACGGUCAGACGUGGACAGCACUGGGAAUAAGAUCACCAUGACCCACGAUAUGUGCAUCAGCUAUAAGGCAGGAUUAAUGGAAAAAGACGAGAAGUUGUUUCAUCUGUACGAAAUGAUGCUGUGCUUAAUUGAAGAGGAGAAGCUGUCUAGGCACCAAGUCUGGGAGUCCGAGAUGGAGGUUCUGGACAUUCUGAGGAUUCGCGAGGAAGAAGUAGCAGCCAGCAAGUUGACUGUGUCCAUUUACGACACGGACAGGAAUGAGAAGAGCAGAGAACACAGAGAAUUAAUGGAACGCCUGCUGCAAGAGGAGCGCCAGCGGCAGGUGGAGCAGGAUCUGGACUACCUGGCCCCUUUCCUGGUCCAGAUGGGUGGCAUCGAGAAGAUGACCAAGUGGCUCGCCUUGCGCCUCAAGGAAGACUGCCUGAACGAUUUCAAGCACCACCUCGUCGACAAGGCCAACCUCAUCCAAGCCCGUUUCGAGAAGGAAACUCAGGAGCUUCAGAAGAAGCAGCAGUGGUACCAGCAGAACCAGCUCAACAUGACCUUGGAGGAUGAGGAUGCCUACUUAAGCUUCUGCUCUGAAGCCAUGUUCCGCAUUCGCAUCUUAGAGAAUCGCCUCAAUAGGCACAAGGAGAGAGCCCCACAGAAAUAUCUAGCACUGGAAGAAAAACUAUGCAAGGAUCCUCGCCUGGUCGAGUAUCUCAAGUUUUAUGCUUGA